This is a messenger RNA of Caenorhabditis sp. 36 PRJEB53466, 3434 nucleotides long. Lineage: Eukaryota; Metazoa; Nematoda; Chromadorea; Rhabditida; Rhabditidae. The record is from the annotation of a GenBank genome assembly.
AUGUGGCUGGCAAUAGCGUUUCUGCUGUUCGGAACGUUAAAUGCCGUCGACCGACAAAAUUUCAAGACUUGUGACCAAUCUGCAUUUUGCAAGUAUGUUUUUCUUAAUUGUAGGUGUUUUGAUUAUUUGUACAGUUAAACUGCGGCAAUGUAUGAGAGUUGCAGCACUCUAGAGACUUUCACUCUAAAAUGUUAUCACUUAUAACAAUAAAUUCCUAUGUAGGUAAACACUUCAAUCAAAUUAUUUUGAAACAUAAGAACAUUCUUUGAAUUCAAAUCAUUAGUUGAGAGAAGUACACGUUGCAUAAGCAAAAGUUCGCAUUAAAAACAGGUUUCUUUUAUUUUCUCAUGUCUUCAAAUGCGGAAGUAGCUGACAGUCCCAGAAUUAUUCGAUUUUUUAAGGCGUCAUCGAGCGGUGACAGCGCCGACAGGAUAUGAAGUGGUCUCUGAUUCCGUAAAGAUAAACGACACUGGCCUCCACGCAACUAUCAAGAACAAGGAUACCACAUUGAAAGUGAGCAUUGUGACCCUGAAAGACUCCACGGUCCGAGUGGUGAUUGACGAGGCCGAGGGAGCUCUCAGAAAAAGAUAUCAGCCUCUUGAAGCGUUAGUGGAGAGAGAACUAUCGCAGCAAAAGUGAGGAAAAUAGAUUUGAAAAAGCAGUUAUAACAGUCAUUAUGUUCAGAGUAAAAAAAGCGAAGGAAGAAAUUUCUACCACUAAAAUUCUAACGAGUGAUGGUCACCGUGUUGUUUUGCAGCACAAACCAUUCAGAGUUGAUUUCUUUGUGAAAGAUAAGAUUGCAUCCUCUAUCAACGCCAAGGAAACCCUUCACUUUGAAGCCUUUAAAAAGAAAGUGUUGUUGACGGAUAGAGAGAAAGGAUUCUGGGAGGAAACGUUCAAAGACAUCAAAGACACUAAACCUCACGGAUCUUCUUCAGUUGGUGUUGACAUUGCCUUUGUGGGAGCAAAACACGUGUUUGGAAUUCCUGAGCAUGCAGAAGGAUAUUCGUUGAGAGACACUAGGUAUGCAUAAUCUCACUUUUCUUUCAAAAAAUUGUUUUUUUAGAACUUACGAGCCAUACCGCCUGUACAACUUGGACGUAUUCGAGUAUGAAACGAACUCCCCCAUGGCUCUUUACGGAUCGAUUCCUUAUUUGGUAGGAGUUCACCAGAAACGAUCCGUCGGAGCACUUUGGUUGAAUGCCGCGGAAACAUGGGUUGAUAUCGAGCCAACUACCGCCGACAAGGGUGGUCUUAGCAAAGAAGUCCUUGAUGCGGAUACAAAGCCAAGAGAUGUUCCACAGCACAAUGCUCGUUUCUAUUCGGAAUCCGGACUCAUCGACGUGUUCAUCACUCUUGGACCGCAGCCAAAUGACAUUUUCCGUCAGCUUUCUGCUCUCACUGGAGUGACCCCUCUUCCACCUGCGUUUGCUCUUGGAUAUCAUCAAUCUCGUUGGAAUUACAAAGAUCAGAAGGAUGUGAAGGAAGUUCAUGAAGGCUUUGUAAAGAAUGACAUUCCGCUUGAUGUUUUGUGGCUAGAUAUUGAACACACUGACCAAAAGGCUUAUUUCACGUUUGAUAAGGAUGCUUUUGGAGCGCCUGAAGAAAUGAUUAAAGAUCUUGCCGAAAAGGUGAAUCGAAAUAUCUAAGAAAUGUACCCUUGACAAUUUUUCUUCUUUCAGAAUCGAAAACUGGUUACAAUUGUCGAUCCACAUAUAAAGAAAGAUUCCAAAUACUACAUCUACAAGGAAGCUAAGAAGAAUGUGAGUGAAUUGGAAACGUGUGGAGUCUGUAGUGCUUUUAUAGAAAUAUCUGGUGAAAGACGCCAAGGAUACUAUCUACGAGGGUAACUGCUGGCCAGGAGACUCCACUUAUAUAGACUUCUUAAAUCCAAAAGCUAGACAGUGGUGGUCUGAACAAUUUUCUUUUGACAAAUACAAGGGAACCACAAAAGAUGUGCACAUUUGGAAUGAUAUGAACGAGCCGUCUGUUUUCAACGGACCAGAAAUUACAAUGCAUAAAGACGCAAAGCAUCAUGGAGGGUUUGAGCAUAGAGAUGUGCACAAUGUUUACGGGUUCCAUCAACAUUCAUCCACUUUCGAAGGACUCAAAGCUCGCAGCAAUAACGAAGUUCGUCCUUUUGUUCUCUCGAGAUCGUUCUUUGCGGGAUCUCAGAGAACAGCAGCUGUCUGGACUGGCGACAACAAAGCCGACUGGUCUCAUCUCAAGGUUGAGAAAUUCUUAGAGAAUAAAACAAUUUCAUUCUUUAGGCCUCUAUUCCAAUGCUUCUGUCUCUUUCUACUGCUGGUCUUCCAUUUGUUGGUGCUGAUGUUGGUGGAUUCUUUGGAAAUCCAGAGGAAGACCUUCUUGUCAGAUGGUACCAAGCAGGAGCGUUCCAACCAUUUUUCAGAGGACACUCCCAUCAAGACACCAAAAGACGCGAGCCCUGGCUUUUUGCUGACGUACAAUUGAUCAGAGAAAUAUACGUAGAUUUCAAACAUUUCUUUCAGAACACCACUGACGCAAUCCGUACUGCUAUUAAGACCCGCUAUUCGUUCCUCCCAUACUGGUACACGUUGUUCUACGAGCAUUCAAAGACCGGAAAGCCAAUAAUGAGACCAUUCUGGUUGGAAUUCAUUGAAGACGAAUCGUCUUGGGAUGAAGACAGGCAGUGGAUGGUGGGAAGUGGACUUCUUGUCAAGCCCGUUCUCGAGGAGAAGGCCAAGGAGCUUUCAAUUUAUUUGCCAGGAAAGAGACAGGUUGGUUGUAUUAUUCAGUUUUUUCGAUUAAAAAAUGUUAAGGUCUGGUACGAUUGGGAGACUCAUAAGGCUCGUCCAUCUCCAGGAGCUGUUCAAAUUCCUGUAAAUCUGAACACAAUAGGACUUUAUCAUAGAGGAGGUAAUAUCCCAAACACCUCUCUCCAUGUUUGCAUUUCUCUGUUUUUUCAGGAACCAUUAUCCCUAAGUUGUCGGAAGUGAAGCUUACCACCAAGGAAAAUCAUGAACAACCAAUCAUUCUUUACAUUGCCGUCAACCAAAAGGGAGAUUUUGCCAACGGAACAAUUUACUUGGAUGAUGGAGAGUCUUACGCGUAUGAAAAAGGAGAUUUUGCUUACUGGGGAUUCACUUUUAAGCGGUAACAUUGUUUUGAUGAUGUUCUAACAAAAAGAAAACUACUUUUUCAGGGAGCACGACUAUCUUCACACAAUCACCAACAAGAACCUGGACAAGAAGGGUAAGUUUGACAGCGAUGUGUACAUUGAAAAAAUCGUCAUCCGUGGCGCCAAGUUCUACCCAAGAAACGCGCACAUUUUCUUGGAUGAUUUCUCGCCAGAAGACUUGGAAUUCGAGUUCAACCGCGAUAAUUUCAUUAUGGAAAUUGCCCAACCGGGUGCUUUUGUGACUCGCGAGUUCCGAAUUGACAUUCAUUCGUGA